GUGGCACGCCAAUUAAAACCAACGAAGAAGUCAUCUUGAGCGACCCUUCGCUGGUUGACGGCAACAAAAAGGUCUCAGCGCUAACGCGAAACGGUCUGCACCUGUUCAUUCACUCACCGACACACAAAGAGGAGACAGCUUCGCUCUGGGAGUCGUGACAGCAUGGCGGCCGCUGCAGCGCCAAUGUGGACCGAGCACCAGGCGUACGAGGAGCUGCUGUACUGGGACAGCCUCAUCCAGCAGGGCCACCGCCUCCUCCCGCAUGAUUUUGACAGGUACGAGGAGCUGCGUUACUGGUAUGACUGCCUGUGCUAUGAGGAGGAGCUGAGACAAUACCAUGACUACAUCGCUGCCAUCGAGGAGAUCGAGGAUAAACGGCAUCAUGAGGAUGCUGCAGCCCCCCAGGUGCAUACGGGGCCGUACGAUCGCCACGUGAUGGCCAAACACUCUGAGGUCUAUCCCUCACCAGAGGAGCUCGAGGCAGUGCAGACAAUUGUCACCCACGUGGAGUGUGCCCUCAAAACCGUGUCUGACCAGAUGGAUACUCCGAAGGACGACAAAGGAAGUGAAGAGGCAGGGAGUGCAAGUAGCGAUUCCCAAGAUCGUGUCCUGCGUGGGGUGAUGAGGGUCGGCUUGGUGGCCAAAGGACUGCUGCUGAAAGGAGACAAGGACCUGGAGCUUGUGCUGCUCUGCGCCAACAAGCCCACCAUCACCCUGCUUCAACAAGUGGCUGAAAAGCUGUCUGCCCAGCUGGAGGAAAGUUCAGCUGAGACUUACACAGUAACCCAGUGCCCAGGGGAUGCAGCCAUUGUUGUGACAAGCAGCAAGGAGUUGGUCCUGACUCUCACUAUCCACCUGACAUCACCGCUUGUCAGGACGAAUCAAGAGAGUAAAACUGAAGAAGAGGAAGACGAAGAAGAAGAAACGCGAACAGUCAACGAUCCGCCGGACGUUCUGGACAGGCAGAAAUGCCUAUCUGCCUUGGCGUCUCUCCGCCACGCCAAGUGGUUCCAGGCCAAAGUCAACGACCUGAGCUCUGCUGUCGUCGUGAUCCGGAUCAUGAGAGACUUGUGUAACCGUAUUCCUACUUGGACGCCGCUCUCAGGAUGGCCUCUCGAGCUGCUGGUAGAGAAAGCUAUUGGUACUUCCGAGAGGCCAAUGGGAGCAGGCGAGUCAUUGCGCAGGGUGUUGGAGUGUGUUGCAUCUGGAAUGCUCUUGGAAGACGGCCCUGGAAUUAAAGAUCCGUGUGAGAAGGAAGCGGUUGAUGCCACUGGUACCCUGACUCUGCAGCAACGUGAAGACAUCACACAGAGUGCUCAGUUUGCCUUGAGGCUGUGUGCAUUUGGACAGAUGCACAAGGUGUUGGGGAUGGACUUCAAACCGGUAAAACCACGGAAAUCACUGGGAGCCAGCUGCAAAGAUGGCACAGCUCAGAUACCACCUGCUGGACACUUCAACCUGCCAGCUAAGAGACCGUACACAGAGAUGGAGGAAGGAGACGAUGAGCCUCAACUCAACAGCAAACAGAGGAAGUCUCUCAAGUUCCAGAAGCGCUUUCAGAGGAAAUCAUUCACAGAUGAUUUUAGUAUGAAUGCAGUGAUGCGUCUGAACCAGUACAGACCUGGCCUGGAGUACCGACUUACAUCUCAGACUGGUCCAGUCCACGAACCGGUUUUCACAAUGGCUGUGGACUUAAACGGAAAGACCUACGAGGCAACGGGGCCCUCCAAACGAGCCGCCAAGCUUAAUGUAGCCACCAAGGUCCUGCAGGAUCUCGGCCUUCCAACAGGAUCAGAAUCUAAAACAGAGUCCGGUGGUGACACUGAAGGAUCCCUGGAGUCAGUGAAAGCUUCCUCCACGGCCUCGACUACAUCAGAAGACAGUGGUCAGGGUCCUAUCUUGACGAAACAUGGCAAGAACCCAGUGAUGGAGCUGAACGAGAAGCGCCGCAGCCUGAAGUACGAGCUGUCUGCAGAGACGGGGGGAUCACAUGAAAAGUGCUUUGUCAUGGAGGUGGAGGUUGAUGGGCAGAAGUUUAAAGGGAGAGGCUCCAAUAAAAAGGAAGCAAAGGCCUUCGCUGCCCUCGCUGCUCUGGAAAAGCUCUUCCCAGAUGACAACGGAGUGUCAAACGCUAACAGAAAUCCUUCAAAGAAGAAGGUCACAUACACCGACAUGCACAUCCCAGGGUUCGGCACUAUCCGUGGCAUUCCUUCAGACUCCGGAUCUCGUGGCUGGGGUCCCAACAGAGGUCGAGGCAGGGGGCGGGGCAAACCGUUUCCUUCAGGACCCAGCUACAACAAGACCAACUACAGUUAUGAGAGCAGCACUGGCACAGGCUACCAUAAACUCUAUGGUAAUAAUGCAGCCAGCGCUAAAGGCGUUGCCUCCACCGUAUCAGGCAGCAACAUCGGAUAUGGCACCUUUUACCCGGAGAGCAACACCUACUCCUCCCCUCCCGUCCCCAGCUCCGACUCCACAACCACAAAAACAGAAAGCUAUCAGUCGAUGCCUCCUCCUGCCGACCAGGAGAGCCCGUACAGCUACGGGUAUGGAGAUGAGAAGAAGAAGAUGCUGACCCAAAGUCAGAAUGAGAGCCAGGGAGGAGACUACUCAAUGUACAGCACGGCUUACCCUAGUUCGGUAACGGGUGGACAAGUUUAUAAUAGUUAUGGCUGGGGAAACCAGUCAUCCUGGGGGAAUCAGCAGACGUAUGGCAUGUACCAGGGCUUCGGAGGACAAAACCAGGGCUCAUACUCUGGAUACAGUGACAUGAAUUAUUAAUCGCCACGUCGUGUACAGCCUUCCUCACAUCACUAUGCCAUGUUAUGACUCUGACUCUGUCCACCCUCAAUGAUGAUCCUGGGAAACCACUUCUGAAAAGGAAAAAAAAGUGCUUGUGUCAUCUCUGAAACUUGAAACUUGCUGUCUUUUUGUUUUCACCUCACUUCCUAGAUCUUGUAGGUGACAGAUGCAGGCAUAUCUUUUGAUUGAAGUCUACGUGUUUUCUUUUUACUGCAGCAUAACUUAUCAUGUCCAUGUUGACAUGACUGUAAAAAAACAAAAAAACAUACAUGGUUUAUCAUUUUGUCUUCUUUCUGUGGUUGUUGCGUUUUUUUAAUCGAAUGUACUGGUCCUGUAUCAGUAUGUCAUGGUUUGGACUUAAAGCUGCUUGUAGUUAUGAAGAUUUAUUCAUUUCUGUGUCACAUAAAAUGCUCUAAUCUUUCUUGUAAAAUAAAUGACUAUUAUUUUA
This is a messenger RNA of Larimichthys crocea (large yellow croaker), 3250 nucleotides long. RefSeq names its product interleukin enhancer binding factor 3a (gene ilf3a). Gene Ontology annotation, molecular function: single-stranded RNA binding; double-stranded RNA binding. Gene Ontology annotation, cellular component: precatalytic spliceosome. The coding region runs from base 163 to 2781 and encodes 872 amino acids. The record is from RefSeq and is a predicted model, not a curated record. Lineage: Eukaryota; Metazoa; Chordata; Actinopteri; Sciaenidae. The transcript has 20 exons.